AUGGCUGCAACCACAUGUGAACUAACUUGGCUAAGAUAUAUGUUGCAAGAUCUGCUUGUGAAUCAUUCUGAACCUGCAAAGUUAUUUUGUGAUAAUCAAGCUGCCUUGUAUAUUGCAGCAAAUCCAGUGUAUCAUGAACGAACUAAACAUAUUGAGCUGGAUUGUCAUACUAUUCGUGAAAGAAUAGAGAAAGGAGAGAUCAAGACAGGAUACGUGCAAACUGGGGAGCAGAUAGCAGAUAUAUUUACCAAGCCACUGAAGGCACCCAUCUUCAGUUCGCUUCUUGGCAAGUUGAGCAUUAGUGAUAUCCACUCUCCAACUUAA
Molecule: messenger RNA, 324 nt
Organism: Prunus armeniaca (apricot)
Lineage: Eukaryota; Viridiplantae; Streptophyta; Magnoliopsida; Rosales; Rosaceae
Source: the annotation of a GenBank genome assembly